Molecule: messenger RNA, 1703 nt
Organism: Vicia villosa (hairy vetch)
Lineage: Eukaryota; Viridiplantae; Streptophyta; Magnoliopsida; Fabales; Fabaceae
Product: E3 ubiquitin-protein ligase At1g12760-like
Exons: 4
Coding region: 122-1021 (299 amino acids)
Source: RefSeq, a predicted model, not a curated record
UACUAACUUUUAUUUUAUCACUAUUUUAUUAUCACUAUUAAGCAUUUCCUAAAACCCAUUUCAUUUCUCACUCUCUCUCUUAAUUUAUUCAAACCUCUUUCUCUCUCUAAAAGUCACAAAUAUGGAGGAACGACAGCCCGACCAAGAACAACACUGCCAGGUCAUCACUCUCGGAACUCAUUACCCCCUCCUCCCCGGCCCCCAAUCAAACGACGAUGACGACGGCGGAUGCGCCUAUUCAAAGGCGGUUCUCGUUGUCGACAUGGUCUGGAACCUCGCCUUCGUGCUUGUCGCCGCCGCCGUCAUCCUAUCCACGUUCUCCGAGCGUCCCUCCACUCCUCUGAGACUUUGGCUCUGUGGCUACGCCUUGGAGUGCGUUCUCCAUGUCGCUUUUGUUUACUCUGAAUAUCGUCGUGAUUCCUUCUCUCACACUCCUUACAGCAUUGCGAAGAAGUUAGAGCCUAUGAACACACUGGCAUCAUCUGUUUGGUGGGUUUUUGGAUUUUAUUGGAUUGUUGUCGGUGGCCAACCACUUCUUGAAGAUUCUCCGCGCCUCUACUGGUUAACAGUGGUCUUUCUAGCUUUUGAUGUAUUUUUUAUUAUCUUUUGCAUUGGGAUGGCAUGUAUAGUUUUCUUUGCUCUCUUCUGCAUCAUCCCAAUAAUAGCUUUAGCUUAUGCGUUAAGAAUCAGAGAAGGUGCUUCAGAAGAGGAUAUCAGGUCACUUCCUAUGUAUAGGUUUAGUCAGUCAAAUGUAAUGGUUAUGGUUGAUGAUGACAACAACAAGCAUCUUGUCAAACCAAGAAUCGGUUCAUACAAUCAAAGCCAUAUCAGCGAGUUAUCUCUUCAUCCUGAUGAUUCUGAAUGUUGUAUCUGCCUUAGUACAUACGUUGAUGGAACAGAACUGUAUCGGCUACCCUGUACCCACCAUUUUCAUUGUGGAUGCAUCAGCCGAUGGCUUCGGACAAAAGCAACUUGCCCGCUCUGCAAAUUUAAUAUUCGAAGAGCCGACACAUUGGUUUAACAUUCUGUUGAUAAAGACUAGACGGCACUGAGGUUAAGUAUUGCUUGAGAGUUACAUGGACAACCAAAGUAAUUGCUAAUCUGCUGACUAGUGUUGGUAUAUAAUAUAUUAGUAGAAAAAGAAAAAAGAAAAAUGAAAUGCCCCACCAUUUCAUCUUAGGAUUUUAGUUUCCAUAAAGGUAUUUUAACUUUUGAAUAUCCUUAAGUUCGUUUAUGACGGGGUAUGUGUAUGUAUAUAUUGUGGGGCCAGUCGGGAAGGUCUCCCCCAUAAUUUGUAUUUAUAAGGCUAUUACAAAAACAAUUUUCUGUACAGUUUUUUUUUUUUUGUUGUUGAGCACUUUAUCCACCUCUAAUCACAAGUUCAAGAUCGAAUGUAUCUUAUACAAAAAAAAACUCAAAUAAUAAAUUGAAAUGAAAAAAAACUUUGAAAAAUCAUUGAUAAUUUAUUUUUUUUGACAGAAAAUAAAUGAUAUUCAUUCAUUCAAAUCGAUAGAGUACAUCGUUGCAAUACAAACUCAAAAUCGCCAAAAACAAAAAGGAUGAAUCUGCGAACAAAUCCACAGCAUCCAUGUUAAUAGCAUAAAACGGCAAAUUGCAUAUGCCUAUAAAUAUUAAUGUAUUGACUGUAUUGAGAUGUCCGAAAUUUUUAUGCUUCCGGAUCUGUAGCGUUGACGGCACCAAAG